ACAUGGAAGAUAUCUUGAUAAUUACAUAGGCACCUAAGAUAGACAUGUAGGUAACCGUAAGUUACACUGGUUACACCUGGGUACGAAUGACGCGAUAAAAUUAUACGCCAUUUUUUACGCCACAUAGGCCACAUACACGUGAGGGAAAUAUUCCAGCCACCGAUUAUUCUUGUCUGUCCAUCUUAUUUUGUCCACCGUUUGAAACCGGAAACCCCAGAAAUUCCCCCAACACUCACACAUUUUCGCAUUUUCUACCGUAACUGACCACAACACUUCCGUGGACCCUGGAAGACAGCUACUCGACCGAUAAGCACAUUUCGCAUCUGAUUGACGUCUCCGUUUAACUUGCGAUAACAGCUUUUCCGUCUGAUCGGAUUCAGCUCGUUCUGGUCGCCCGACCUCUCGACAUCUCGAUAUUUGUUUAUCGUCUGUCGCCUGUCGUCUCUUGUCAUUCUCGGCAGCGACAGCAACAACAGCAAUCGGCAUCAUGUCAGACGAUGAGGUCGAAGUGACCGGCACGCGUAGCUCGCGUCGCAAUGCCGACAGGCGGACCCCGCGAUUCAGCUGGAACCUCGCCUAUGAGGAGACUUUCUUCAGGUCGCUAUGUGAAUCCAUGUCGAUGGGUUAUAAAGAGAACCACAGCUUCAAGUCGGGCGCAUGGGAGCGAGCUGCUAUCACCUUACGCGACAAGCAUGGCGCUUAUCCCGAAAAAAGUCACUUGAUUAACAAGGCCGACAAUGCGCGUAAGAAGUUCCGGAUGUGGAGAGGUCUACGAGAAGACCCCGAAUUUCUCUACAACCCCACCACCAGGAUGGUGACCGCGAGCGAGGAAGCUUGGCGACGUCAUUUCGAAAGAGAACCGCUCUCCAAAGCCCUCAGAGGUCGCCCCUUUGACCAUGAAGAAUUCAUGGAGAUACUGUUCCCCGAUGUCGUGGGAUCUGGCGGUGCGCCUAAGCGAAUCAUGAAGCCGAGACGAAGGAACCCCGACGGCACUUUGUCAGCGAGACCAAGCACCGCAACCGCAACCGCGACCGCGGAUCAGACAGUCAUCGAUCCUUCCCUCGAUGGGAGCAUCUACGCCCAGACACCUACGCAGAACUCGGUACAGCAGUCGCAACCAAUGAGUCAACCAGUGCCGACUCCUUCCAUGUCGCAAUCUACUAUGCAGCGACCUUCAUCAACUACUAUUCCGCCCCGAUCAUCUAUCAACGCAAACCCGAGCGCGCUCACCCCACCUGACGAGCAAGUGCCAAACACCCAGGCGCAAAAGCGCCCCAAUCCCAACCCUAGUCCGAUGUAUCCCGAGAAACGUCGAGGUAGACCUUCGCGCUUCUCAUCUAAUUUCUACACCCAGCAAUCGACUACGCCAUCAUCUUCUUCUGCCGCCGCUCCGCCUGCUGCCGCCUCAGCGGCGCCGCAAAGCCUUCAUCCUUCCUUUACCGCCACCCCUGGGCUUAUCGAAGACAGCAUACUGUCCCUUGCGGAGGCUCUCAAGGCUCGAUCUCCCCCUAAAUGGUCAGAACAGGCGGUAGAGAUAUUCUUCGCCGAGUUCGCUGACGAGGAUGCUGACCUCCAACUCAAGAUCGCGGAGAAGGCCCUCACGGAUGAGAACAAGGCUAUGGUCUUCGUCAAGAUGACCCCGAUCCUACGACGACAUUGGGUCGGUCGGUUGAGAGAAGUUCACAUGCGUAAUCUUGGUGGCGGACUUGGUCUAGGAGGACGAGUCGGCGAAGAGGCUUCUUGAAGACAUUUGAAAUUGUCUCACGGAGAUUGCUGUUGAACUGAACUUGGUUAGGCGGCGGAGUUUGGUGUAUGGGCGUUUCAGGCGGAAAGCAAGUUACGGUUGGCAUGUUGCGAGGAUUAGUGUUCCAUGAAAAGCUCUUAGGUGGAGGGGGGAGGCUUGGCCUCGAGGCCGAAUUUCGCCGGUGAGAUCUGUCACGGCAUCGAGAUUGAGACGAUCGAUGACCCCAAUUCCCGUUUUGCUCCACCGGUAGUCUCGUAUUUCG
Molecule: messenger RNA, 2006 nt
Organism: Annulohypoxylon truncatum
Lineage: Eukaryota; Fungi; Ascomycota; Sordariomycetes; Xylariales; Hypoxylaceae
Product: Myb/SANT-like DNA-binding domain-containing protein
Exons: 2
Coding region: 488-1744 (418 amino acids)
Source: RefSeq, a predicted model, not a curated record